This is a messenger RNA of Eptesicus fuscus (big brown bat), 1628 nucleotides long. It is a transcript of the gene SRFBP1, whose product is annotated as serum response factor binding protein 1. The transcript is spliced from 8 exons. NCBI's taxonomy places the organism in Eukaryota, Metazoa, Chordata, Mammalia, Chiroptera, Vespertilionidae. Gene Ontology annotation, cellular component: 90S preribosome; nucleus. Bases 339 to 1580 code for a protein of 413 amino acids. Gene Ontology annotation, biological process: maturation of SSU-rRNA. The record is from RefSeq and is a predicted model, not a curated record.
CUGCGGAUCCGCUUCCUAGAUCAACCAUGGCCCAGCCCGGGACCCUGAACCUCAAUAACGAGGUGAGCACCGAGGUCUGGGGGCGUGUGGGGAUGACCUUGGGGGCCUUUGAAGGGCACUUGUGCGUUUCUCUGAAGGACGCGUGGUCUGGCCGGGGUGAGGAUGGGAAGUGCGGAGAGGAGCCUGCCGGUGGGCCCGGGCUGGUGUCCGGACCUGGGAGGAUGCCGCGGUAACUCCGCUUCAGGUUUCUAGGUGACUGAAGCAAGAGACGUACCCCUGACGUCUGGACCCAGGAAUUCGUGUCUGUGGAACUUUGGGGAGUUAUAUAUGUUGUGAAGAUGAGAAAAGAAGUGAAGAGAAUCCGAGUUUUGGUUAUCCGAAAACUUGUCAGAAGUGUUAGCAGACUGAAGUCAAAAAAGGGUACUGAAGAUGCACUGUUAAAAAACCAAAGGCGGGCACAACGAUUGCUUGAAGAAAUUCAUGCCAUGAAGGAAUUGAAACCUGACAUAGUAACUAAAUCUGCUCUUGGUGAUGAUAUCAAUUUUGAAAAAAUCUGCAAAAAGCCUGAAUCUACUGCGACUGAAAGAGCAAUUGCCAGAUUAGCAAUGCACCCUCUUCUGAAGAAAAAAAUAGAUGUGCUGAAAGCUGCCGUCAAAGCCUUCAAAGAUGCAAGACAGAAUGAUGCUGAAGUUAAGUCAUCAACGAAUGCUUCAGAAGAAAAUCAUUCCAAGGACACUUCAUGUUCAAAUGAUGAUGCUAUUAAGUUGCAGCAUGAAGUUGCUAUUAUCAGUGAGCAAAAAGACAAGGAAGCCAAAAUAUUAGCAAAGAAACCAAUUAAUAGUUCAAAAGAAAAAAUAGCCAAGAUGGAACAUGGACUCAAAACAGUGGAUAUUCCAAAUUCUCCGUCACAGCCUUCUGGAAAGGAUUCUGUAGUUUCCUCUGGACCGCAGAAGACGCCUGCUGACCCCAAAAUGAAAACAUUAAGUCAAAAGCAAGAAAAGAAAGCCUUUGAUAGUUCACUUGGUAAUAACAGUGAUGGAGAAGAAUCACAUGAAGAAGAGAAGGAGUAUUUUGAUGAUAGCACAGAAGAAAGGUUUUACAAACAGUCUUCCAUGUCUGAGGAUAGUGAUAGUGGAGAUGACUUCUUCAUUGGUAAAGUCAGACGGACACGAAAGAAGGAAAGUAGUUGUCCUUCUUCAGUUUUGGAACAAAAAUCUCCCAAAAAAGUGUUCCCUGAAGAAGAUAUACUUGAAACCCGUGAGAGUAUAAGAAAUGACAAAAACAAGCCAAGUACAGAAGCAAGGAAGUUUGAAUCAGUGUUUUUCCAUUCUUUAUCUGGAUCUAAAAGCUCUAGAAGAAAUUACAGAGAACAGGCUCCAAAAAGCAGCACCCCAGGUUUUCAGCAAAAUGACCAUCAACUCAAAAAUCAGUUUAUUAAGAAUGCACCAAGAGGACCAGAAAAUACUAAACAGCAGACACAGCUGCCUCUUCAUCCUUCAUGGGAAGCAAGCAGGCGGCGAAAAGAGCAGCAAUCUAAAAUUGCUGUGUUUCAGGGGAAAAAAAUUACGUUUGAUGAUUAAUUAGUACCUCUUUUUGUGAACUUUUUCAUCUAAAAAAUUGUUGUCCUU